AUGAGACAGAUUGGUGAUCUUCUUGCGCAGAUUACUGGAGAAACCAGAUCAAACUCGAUACAAUCCACAAUCGGCGAAAAGCCCGCACCCAAGCGCAAACUCGAUGACCAAUCACGAAAACCAGUCGAGAAAGCAGUUAAACUGGAGAAGACCACAGAGUUCAUUGCAAAGCGGAAAAUUCCGACAGAUCACUCAUCCUCUGUCAACUCUAAUCUCUCAAGAAUGAAACUAAAUACAGUUGUACGCCCAGCCACCACACGACCUUCACCUAUCACGAAAGCUGCUCAAGUAACACCUUCAUCUAAUGGACCGGUGAAACCUCUUAAAAAGGGCUCAUACGCAGAGAUUAUGGCUCGGGGCAAAGCAGCUCACGCGACCUUGGGACAGGUGGGAAAAAUCCAGCACAAGACUAUUGAAAAACCCCUUCCAAGACGAGAACGGGAAGAAUUGAAGGCUCAGCGCUCCCAAAAGCUUCAGAAAAAUCUUACACCGAAUAGCAAGUUCCCAAAGCCAGGGCCGAAUCAAGUACGCCAGGCUAACAGUGCCAUAUCAAAUGAAAAGACUGCCUUAGAUUCCAACAAAAAAGUCAAGAAAUCUGCACUAGCUACUACAGGAUAUACUGGGACUGCGCGGCCGAAGCCUGGUGGAACAAAAACGCCAUCGCGAACGUCUGUGUCAGACCCAACUUCUCGUGUCAAUAGCAGUCAUAAUGGCAGGAAUUUUACCUCGAGGCGAAGCUUUCAGGAUAAUCGUGACGAAUACGAAGACGAAGAAGAAGAGGAAGAGGAAGAAGGCGAUUACGACUCGGAUACCUCCGACAUGGAGGCUGCCGUAUUUGAGGUCGACGAGGAAGAAGAAACCGCCGCUAAAAUAGCGCGUCGGGAGGAUGCGGAGGCCCUAGCAGAAGAGAACAAACUUAAGCGGGAAAAGGAAGAAAAACGAAAAAAAAUGGCUGCUUUGGCCAAGACUCGGGGUGGUCGAUCAUAUUAG
Blumeria graminis f. sp. triticale is the source of this 990-nucleotide messenger RNA. The record is from the annotation of a GenBank genome assembly. NCBI's taxonomy places the organism in Eukaryota, Fungi, Ascomycota, Leotiomycetes, Helotiales, Erysiphaceae.